Messenger RNA from Trichoderma virens Gv29-8, 551 nucleotides. RefSeq lists its product as uncharacterized. NCBI's taxonomy places the organism in Eukaryota, Fungi, Ascomycota, Sordariomycetes, Hypocreales, Hypocreaceae. The record is from RefSeq and is a predicted model, not a curated record. Bases 50 to 391 code for a protein of 113 amino acids. The transcript has a single exon.
CAAUAUUAUACAAUUUCAAUCACAAAACAAAGCUACCAACACUACCAAUAUGCGUUUCAUUCUCCUUGCCGCUCUUAUUGCUCCGUUGGCCUCUGCAGCGGUUGCUGGCGUCGACAUCGAGGCCCGUGUGGAAGCCGUAGCUCAGGUCGAAGAACGAUCUCUUCUCUCCUUGGAUAAACGGGCCUGUAAAAACACUGGUUGCAAAUGCAGCACUCUGCACCCCCUUAAGCAAGGCCAGUACUGCGGCAAUUGUGUUUGGUCCAACGGCGACGGCUACAUCAUCACCGCUAAGCGAGUCAACAAUCACGUUUAUGAAUGCUCGCCCUCUGGGGCCUGCUGCGACUAUGGUGUGGGAAGCGACUGCGGCUCUGGAACUGCUCGAUGCGGAUGAAGAUUAGCAAAGCUUUAAUGGACUGUUGGAAAUAGUGUGAAGGACAUCAACAUUCGUCAACAAUGGAGGUGAAAGGGGUCAAGAGGUAGAACCAGGAUAUUGUCCGUAUAUUCUUUAGAAUUAUUUGGACAGUUAUUUGACUAUUAUAUCUCUGUCGUGC